Acanthoscelides obtectus is the source of this 732-nucleotide messenger RNA. Lineage: Eukaryota; Metazoa; Arthropoda; Insecta; Coleoptera; Chrysomelidae. The record is from the annotation of a GenBank genome assembly.
AUGACGGUCGAUGCAGCGACCACAUCUUCUCAAUCUUUGGCCACUGCAUCGACUGACGGUGCAUUAUCUCAACAAUCUCACGUUGCUGGUGAGUCGACCAGCAUAGCAUCCCGCCAGGGGCGAAUCACGCCCAUUGUUUUGCGUGAUGCGACCAAGUGGCGACAUCUAAACUACAAGUUUAUAAGCUUAGGCAUUAAGAUAGAACGCGCAGUUGCCGUUGAUGCGGGAAUCAGGAUUUUGCCGAAAACUGAGGAUGACUACCGAAGAAUCGUUCGCCUGUUAAGGGAGGAGGACGUGCCCCAUCAUACGUUCCCUCUUCCUUCAGAACGAAAUAUUCACGCGGUAGUCAGAGGCAUACCCGCAAUGUUUUCGGAACAGGAGAUCAAAGGGGAAUUAGAACAGAGGGGAUAUACUCAUCUCCACAUUAUCCGACUCAAACGCAGUGGCGGCGCACCCAUGCCUUUGGUGGUCGUGAUACUGCCCAAGAUUGAAAAGUCCCAGCUGUUCAAUGAACAUGAGCUGCUGGGUCUAGCAAUCAGAGUUGAAGUUCAAAAGAACUCUAGACUUAUUGGGCAGUGUCACCACUGCCAAAGAAAAGCUUUACAUGAAGCCCACGAUGGAUUGCAUCAAGACCAACGGAACGACGAUCAACAACUGCUUCAGGGGAGAGACAAGGAACCAGCAGAAAUGAAUUGUUCAUCAAAAAGCUUGAGUUUUGAGAACAAAACUUAA